AUAAAUAGAGCUCAAGGAAGUGAGGAUUGGCAUCGACAGCACAAGAAUUACAUAAGAACUUCUUAUUCUCAACUAGCAAGGAGGAUGGCUCAAGUGCAGCGUGUGCGUGAUGACAUCGUGUCAUUGUGGACUCAAGGUGUCCAGGCUGCGAAAGACAAGAGUUCCUUCGCUGCGGUGAUCAGUGCAAAGGAACUCUCAAUAGUUUGGGGUUCAGACAGCCGCUACUGGAAAUGGGUUUCUAAGACAUACCCAAUCAGCUGCCAGCCUAUGGAGGUUGCUGAACUGAUCACAGUAUGCUGGCUACAAAUUGACGGAAAGUACAAUGCCAACAACCUCACCAAGGGAGUGAAAUACGCAGUGUAUCUUGCUGUGGAGCUUAGCGACAAUCUUUGCAUGAAUGGUCCAGUGACCCUUAAGCUUACUCGUCCCAACGGCACUACUGAAGAGCACAAGGAAGAUUUGAAGACCAAGCCAACGAAUGCAUUGGUGGGACUUAAGGUUGGUGAAUUCUGCAACACAGGCGCCUGCGGCUGUGAGAAUACUGUCAAGUUCUCGAUGAAUGGAUGUGAUGGAACCACCUGGAAGACUGGCCUUACUGUCGUUGGUGCUGUCAUUGCCCCAGUUAACUGCUAAACAUGAAUCUGAUUAUCAUCAUGUACUAAAUAAUUUCCAAUUGCCAACAUCAACUAUCUGGUGUGGCUGAUAUGGAAUGUGUGAAAUAAUCGCCAAUAUGUUGGUGCUUUUAAUAUAUAAAAAGUUAAAGUAA
Molecule: messenger RNA, 766 nt
Organism: Daucus carota subsp. sativus
Lineage: Eukaryota; Viridiplantae; Streptophyta; Magnoliopsida; Apiales; Apiaceae
Product: protein PHLOEM PROTEIN 2-LIKE A1-like
Exons: 3
Coding region: 85-633 (182 amino acids)
Source: RefSeq, a predicted model, not a curated record